CAUCCAUCAAUGCCAAGUAUAAAGUCAACAAACGAUAUUAAAAACGCAAUACGUUCAAAGGUACAAGUGUCAAUGGCGACCUUCUACUCAAUCGCAUAUAAAAGCGCUGAAAUGCUACAGAGACAUUAGAAAGCAAGCAAUUGCAAGCGCGUACAAGAAAGUGCAUAAUUUGAUUAAAAAACUAAAAAAAAUAAGUGUUUUUAUAUAAGCAAAAAAUAAAUCCUUAAAAUGCAAACAACUUUUGUGAAAAUCAUCUCACUUUUGGCACUCAUCAUUACUCACACUCAAGCAGUGUCAUACAAGGAGUGCAAAAAUGCCGCUGAAGGCACAUUUGUGGCCAUCGAGAACGAUUGUCUAUCCUACAUUUACUGUUUGGGCGAUGAGUCCUUCACCGAUCUGUGUCCUGUCGGCACCUACUUUGAUGUAGAGCAACAACAAUGUGCUAUAGAUGAUGAUGGUUCCAAGUGCACAAGUUCGAAAGCGCAGCCCGCAGCAGAGGUGCAACAACAGAGCGUUUUACCAGCGCAAGCGCCUGGUGAGUAUACCGCCACUACGACAAUUGGCACGACAACAAGCGGCUUGUUGUUGCCAAGCACUUUGUCAACACACCCACAAUGCAAAGCCACGGUAGAUGCGUAUUUUCCAUACCAACAGCGCUGUGAGUACUACUAUCGUUGCAUGAGCGGCUAUUUGAGCAUUCAGCGCUGCAGCCUCGGUUACGGCUGGGAUUAUCUGCAGGAGAAGUGCAUGCCACUCAAAGAGGCGCAGUGUUUUAAGGCGGCGCGCGCGCAUGCGUUUAGGUUUUAAAUAAUUUUUUGUAAUUUUAAUUUUAAGUGUUUUGUUUUUGUGAAUAAACAUUGGAAAUGUGCA
Messenger RNA from Zeugodacus cucurbitae (melon fly), 870 nucleotides. RefSeq lists its product as uncharacterized. Gene Ontology annotation, molecular function: chitin binding. Bases 229 to 807 code for a protein of 192 amino acids. The transcript has a single exon. The record is from RefSeq and is a predicted model, not a curated record. Gene Ontology annotation, cellular component: extracellular region. NCBI's taxonomy places the organism in Eukaryota, Metazoa, Arthropoda, Insecta, Diptera, Tephritidae.